AUGGGUCUUCCACAGCAACCAGUACAACCGGCGGAUGACGCAGCUGCAAGCAGCAGUGUUCCGACACAGGCGGGCGACCUGCCACCCGCAGCGCUCGAGUUAGCCGGCAAACUGUUCGACUUUGCGCGACAAGGCAAGACUGAGGAAUUGGGGCAGUAUAUCAGCGCUGGCAUCCCGCCCAAUCUCACAAAUCACAAAGGCGACACAUUGCUCAUGCUAGCAGCUUAUCACGGUCAUGCAGAAACGACGAAAAUGCUGCUGGAUAAGGGUGCAGACCCGAAUGUAUUGAACGACAGAGGUCAGAGUCCGAUCGCCGGCGCUGUGUUCAAAGGCUCGGAUGAAGUGGUCAAGCUAUUGUUUGAGAGGAGGGCAGAUGUAUAUGCAGGACAGCCCAAUGCUGUAGACAGCGCGCACAUGUUCAGGAAGGAGGACUAUCUCACUCUAUUUGGUGUGGAGCAGCAAUAA
This is a messenger RNA of Aureobasidium namibiae CBS 147.97, 465 nucleotides long. Its product is annotated as ankyrin. The transcript has 2 exons. Bases 1 to 465 code for a protein of 154 amino acids. Gene Ontology annotation, molecular function: protein binding. The record is from RefSeq and is a predicted model, not a curated record. Lineage: Eukaryota; Fungi; Ascomycota; Dothideomycetes; Dothideales; Saccotheciaceae.